Messenger RNA from Eublepharis macularius, 666 nucleotides. RefSeq names its product neurensin 2 (gene NRSN2). Bases 1 to 666 code for a protein of 221 amino acids. The record is from RefSeq and is a predicted model, not a curated record. Gene Ontology annotation, biological process: nervous system development. Gene Ontology annotation, cellular component: neuron projection; transport vesicle; neuronal cell body. Lineage: Eukaryota; Metazoa; Chordata; Lepidosauria; Squamata; Eublepharidae. The transcript is spliced from 2 exons.
AUGCCCGCGACCUGCGACCCCUUGUGCGGCUGCCGCUGUGGCUCAAAUGUGGAACAAGGCAAAUGGUACGGAGUCCAUUCCUACCUACACCUUUUCUAUGAGGACUGUACCAGCGCUCAUCUGGAUGAGGCCUCUAAACCUUCAACCACCACAGCCUGCAGCGGGUGGACCUCUGUCCUCUGGAAGGUGACCCUCUCCGCUGGGAUCCUGCUGUCGCUCAUUGGAGCUGCUGCCCUGGCCACGGGGUUCCUCCUGCCCCCCAAGAUGGAAGGAAUCAGUGCAGAAGAGUUCGUGGUGCUCGACCAGCAGGCUGUGGAGUACAAUUAUGCCCUGGGGAUUUGCCGAGCGGUGGGAACGGUCCUGUGCACCGUUGCUGGGGUGCUGCUGGUCACCUGCGCUCUGUCCUUCACUUUGGCCAGAGUGAACAGAGAAGGGAAGCCAAGAGAGGCUGAAGAGGCCGAGGAAGAGCCGCGGUCACCUUUACUGCCAGAGAAUCCCCCUGGGCAAGGCAGCGCCGUUGGCACGACAACUCCCCUGGGAUUCAGACCCUCCUGGGUGCAGAGCAUCUGGCCAACGACAGACGUGAAAUCCCUGCAGGGUCCUUUGAGGAGUGCCUCCAAAGCCCCAGCUCAAACGCCUUCCUCUGGCCUAGCUUCAGUGCGCUAA